This is a messenger RNA of Poecilia latipinna (sailfin molly), 5706 nucleotides long. It is a transcript of the gene cmip, whose product is annotated as c-Maf inducing protein. The record is from RefSeq and is a predicted model, not a curated record. The coding region runs from base 1213 to 3315 and encodes 700 amino acids. Gene Ontology annotation, cellular component: cytosol; nucleoplasm. The transcript has 21 exons. Lineage: Eukaryota; Metazoa; Chordata; Actinopteri; Cyprinodontiformes; Poeciliidae.
UGCGGGAGGCUCCACUUCUGCUUUUUAAACGUGUACGGUUUAGAAAUGCAGAAAGAAAUCAAUUCUAGAAAGAAUCAUAAUUCUUAGUCCUGGGAAGUCUGAAUCAACUCAAAAUACUGAAAAAUGGGGAGCUGUAUACAUUUCUAAUUAUUUUAUAUUUUUUAUAAUUUAAGAAAAACCCAGCCAGCUGAGCCUACAUUCACACCAAUCCAUUUUUGCUCCCCGUUUCAUUGAGCAUAAAGGAUUUAGACCGCUUGGCAGACCAUCCUUUGUUUUAAAUCUGGAAUGAUUUACACGUCCCUCGUCUACAGAAGUCUGACUGCUUUUCAGUCACCCACUGUUCAAGAAUAUUUUUUAUAUUUUUAAGCCUCACUAGCUGUUGCUUCUCCCCAGAAAAGGCAGGAAUUACCACAAUCAGACCUGAAAGUUUCUCCCAGUUUCACUCUGAGUCUUGACAUUAGAUCUGCUACAGAAAAUGUUCUCCUCUCUGCUCAUCUCGCCACUAAACUGUCUUCUGCUUCCUUUUUAUAACUCGUUUUAUGGGAACUUGGUCAGAUGUAAUUUACAGUUAAGCAGCUCUCCCACAUCAGCACUCCUUAAAAACCCGAUCGCUUGUCGCUCCGCUUUGUCUGCUGUCGUUUUCAGCGCGUCUUUGUGCCGUUCCUCCUUUGGGAUCGUAAAUACUAGCCCACUCUGUGAACUCUUGGGCAGCAAAAGAAAAAAGAAAAGUAAAAGAAUAGCAAACAGGUAAUUGUUAAAGAGCAGAGCAGCAGCUAAAGCUUCUGCAGAUGACGUCUGCUCUGGCUUUUUGUGUUAAUCUCCCAUCAACAAUAAUUGCAAGCUAAAUCAUGCAGUGACUCUAAUGUCUACAGAAUCAGCGGUGAAUCAUUUAUGGCUCUUAUAAUAGAGCUGCCUUAAACAUUUCUGUGAAACUCCUCCUAUGGUUUUAGGAGGGAGAGCUUGGUUUCCUUGUGGUUUUGACUUGUUCUUGAUAUUUUUAUCUGCCUGGGUCACGAACGCAAACACGCAUGUUUCCUUUGCGUCCGGAAACUUGUGGUAAUUUGUCAGUGUUUCUGUAAUCUUUGGGACGGCCUGGGAUCGUCGCUUCCCGCUCCUCCUCAGUUCAGUUAGUUUUUCCAGCUGGUUUCUGGAUGUGAACACAGCAUCACCGCCUGAUUAUGCCGACUAAAGUACCUGCAGCCCACCGGUUACAUGGAGACGACUUUGUCCUACAGCUCCAUAGAGGACCUGCAGCUCCUCUCCUGGGACAACGCUCCCAAGUACUGCAUCCAGCUCAGCAUCCCUGGAGGCACCAUCCUGCUGCAGGCUGCCAACAGCUACCUGAGGGACCAGUGGUUUCACUCCCUGCAGUGGAAGAAAAAGAUCUACAAAUACCGUAAAGUCCUGAACAACCCGAGCCGCUGGGACGUGGUGCUGAAGGAGAUCCGAGCGCUGGUGGACAUGGCUCUGACCUCCCCGCUGCAGGACGAAUCCAUCCACCAGGCCCCGCUGCACAUCAUCUCCACCCUGCUGGCAGAGAACUCGAACCUGAGCGCUCAGGAUCACGAGAACAUCAUCGUGGCGAUCGCUCCGCUUUUGGAAAACAACCACCCGCCGCCCGACCUGUGCGAGUUCUUCUGUAAGCAUUGUCGGGAGCGGCCGCGCUCCAUGGUUGUGAUCGAAGUUUUCACGCCUGUGGUCCAGAGAAUCCUCAAACACAACAUGGAUUUCGGGAAGUGCCCUCGGCUUCGUCUCUUCACUCAGGAGUACAUUCUGGCUCUCAACGAGCUGAACGGCGGGAUGGAGGUGGUUAAGAAGUUUAUCCACAGCAUGCACGGUCCGACGGGGCAGUGCCCUCACCCCCGUGUGCUGCCCAACCUGGUGGCCGUCUGCCUGGCGGCCAUCUACUCCUGCUACGAAGAGUUCAUCAACAGCAGAGACAACUCUCCCAGCCUGAAGGAGAUCAGGAAUGGCUGCCAGCAGCAAAACGACCGCAAGCCGCCGAUGCCGCUCCGGCUUCUGCGACCGGAACCGCCGACGCCGCCUCCCUCCACCAUCCUGCCUCUCUCCAGCGCCCCCCAGCCGUCUCCACCCGCCCCCGCUAACCCGGCGGCUCCGUCCAUCCCCAUCUGCUCCCCGACGCCCUGCCUGCCGCUCUCCCCUCCGCCCUCCAUCGUCAACUCCAGCGAGAUCCUGGUGGAGCUGGAGCGGAACAACAACACGGCCAACGCCAAGCGGAAGGGUGGGCCUGCAGGGGGCGACAGCGAGCCAAACCUCAUCGACUGCCUGCUGGUCAGCCCGGCUUUGAACACGCUGUCCAUCCAGCUGCCGGCGCAGGCCGACCGAGUGCUGGGCUGCUUCGCCCUCAUCCUCAAGAUGCUGUCGGACUACGAUGACUGGAGACCGGCUCUGGCCAGUCUGCUGCAGCCCAUCCCGUUCCCGAAAGAGGCUCUGGCUCAUGCCAAAUUCACAAAGGAGCUGAAAUACGUCAUCCAGAGGUUUGCAGAGGAUCCCAGGCAGGAGGUUCAUUCCUGCCUGCUCAGCGUUCGCUCGGGCAAAGAUGGCUGGUUCCAGCUCUACAGCCCAGGGGGCGUGGCCUGUGACGACGACGGCGAGCUGUUUGCUAGUAUGGUCCACAUCUUGAUGGGUUCCUGCUACAAAACCAAGAAGUUCCUUCUCUCCCUGGCUGAGAACAAGUUGGGUCCCUGCAUGCUGCUGGCCCUGCGAGGGAACCAGACCAUGGUCGAGAUUUUGUGUCUGAUGCUGGAGUACAACAUCAUCGAGAACAAAGACACGCAGCUGCAGAUCAUCUCCACCCUGCAGAGCACGCAGGUGGGCUUCCGCAUGUACGAGCAGCUCUGCGACCGCCAGCGGGAGCUCAAGGAGCUGCAAAGAAAAGGAGGUCCUACCCGGCUGACUCUGCCCUCCAAGUCCACGGAUGCAGAUCUGGCCCGCCUGCUGAGUUCAGGCUCCUUCGGGAACUUGGAGAACUUGAGCCUGGCCUUCACCAACGUCACCAGUGCCUGUGCGGAGCAGCUCAUCAAGCUGCCGUCACUCAAACAGCUCAACCUCUGGUCCACUCAGUUCGGGGAUGCAGGACUGAGGUUGUUAUCCGAGCAUCUGGCCUGCCUUCAAGUCCUGAACCUGUGUGAGACGCCGGUCACCGACGCCGGCCUGCUUGCUCUGAGCUCCAUGAAGAGCCUGUGCAGCCUGAACAUGAACAGCACCAAGCUCACAGCCGACACGUACGAAGACCUCAAGGCCAAACUGCCCAACCUGAAGGACGUUGAUGUCCGGUACACAGAGGCCUGGUGAUCCGCCACAGCCUCCUGCCCCAUCCAUGGUCUCACACACUCACACACACACACACCCCACCAUCAACUGCAUCGACCAGAACCUCAGCGCCUCUCCGCCAGCCAGCUAUGGAGGAGAUUUCUUCAGCUUCAACCAUUUCAGGUUGCAGCCGUGAAGGAAAGGUCAACAUUUCUCCGUGGAUGUUUCAUCCCUCUUUUUUUAGGAUCUGUUUUAGUCAGACUGCACAGGGACCGCACCCUUUCAUCCGUCCUUGGCCCUAAAUGGUCUCUGAGUUUUGAGGCUUCCUGUGAUGAACACUGGAGAUGUUCAGGUGUUGUGUCCGAAACCGUUUCCCUUCUAAGAUGAGUUCCUCCCACCAGUUCUGACCUGAUGUCGCGUCAGUAGACUCACGUUGCAUUCAAAUACACCUCGUAUUCUAGAUAAUCUAGAUUGAAAUUAAUUUAAAAUCAGGUAAUCAAACUUUAAUAUUAUGAAAUACCACCAGACUUAAUCAGCACUUUCUAAAUAUUUACCAUGAAUUUGUUUUUAUAAUCAGAAAAAAUGGAGACAGAAAUAAAAUUUAACUACAAAUUUUUAAAAAAAAAGUAUUUUAAACAUUAUCUUCAAAAGGUACUUUUGAAUCUUUAAGUCAUGACUCAAAUUUAUAGAAUAUAUUGGAAAGGGUCAGCUUUGAGUUUUAUAUUUUGUAUCCAGAAGUUUAGAUUAUCAUGUUGAGUUUAAUUUUAUUAGAAUUACCUAAUAAAAUUAUGUAUAACACUGUUGAUAUCUGACCAGAUCUGGAGGGACCCUGGCCCCUGUCAGCCCCCAUCUAGGACCACCCAUGGUCCAGAUGGUCUUCAGCCCCUGAAUAAUUCUGCUUCUGGCUCUUUUGUCCAGGUCACAAAAAUGCAUAAUUUAAAAACUUGUCAUGUAAUUCUGGAUGAAGGUUAUGGGCCAAGCCAUGAAGAAAAGACAUUACGACCUGGAAAGGGCUUUUCUCUAGUUUAUUACACCACCAUGGGAUUCAAGUCCACUCAUAAAACAGAUUAUAAAGAGAUAACACUACAUUUAUUUCACAGAAUUUUUUUUUUUUUAUCUAAGAAUAUAUUAAUAAAUCUGAAACUGUUGUUACACUUUUAGCUUCAGUCGUAUAGAGAUAAAAUCACAGUAGGGCUGGAAGCUUUUUUUUUUACAUCAGUUUCAAUUUUUGACAUUAAUAGAUGUUUGCCUCCCUUUUUUUUUCUUAAAAUAACAGAAAAUAUUUUCUAUCAUGUCUUCUGUGACUUGUGCACACGAGUAUUGGAGCCAGGCUAUAAAAGUGUAUUGUUUAAUUUCGAGAAUAUAGUCAUAAUAUCAGCAGAAUAAAGACACAAUUUUACCACAAUAAGUUAUAAAAUUACACAAAAAAAAAGUUGUUUUAAUGAGAAAAAAAUCUUUUGGUUCUCGAAAUCUAAUGUAACCAGUUCAGCAAGUCUUUCUUUGAACCAGACAGUUCUUUGCACAAUCAUUUCAAAGUUCUGCUACUGAUAAUAAUUUGAUGCCAAUAGCAAAGUAUAACUUCAAAAGACGCUCAUCAUUCCUCAUUUUAAGUUUUCGAAUAGGAGUUAUAAAAUUACUACUUUUUAACAUUAGGACUUUAUUAUGGCUAUUGUAUGAGUUUAUUCUCAUAUUACCUUGCCUUUCUUUUUAUACAACUGUGGUCUUGUAAUAUUAUGACUUUAUUUUUCGUAAAUAAAUAAACAAUCUUACCUGGGCCCCAAGUUAAAAAUCUAAAUAAAUUGAAACUGUAAAACACUUGUCAAAACAAGAUGGGGGCCCUGCCCGUACCAACAUCAAAAUCCAGAUUUUUCCAAGAAUUUAAUCUUCGAAAAACAAAAAAAUCUAUUAAUUAACACAUUUUAUCUAGAACCGCCUUUGGUGUAGAUUUAAUGGUGUUGAAUUUGCAUUUACUGGUGGAGAAACUCAUUUUGCAGCGGAAACUUUGCUCGGCACAAUAGCCGCUAGUCUCCGAACAGAUCCAUGAUGUAGCUCCCUGAACGGACCGACCGAACUCUAUCGGAGUCAGGACCUUUCAAUUUUUCCUAAAAAAAACUAACAAACAAAAAAAAAACUACUCCUAAUAUCCGUCACACGGAAAAAGGAAAACUGAGGUUUUUUUAUGAUCUUGAAUUAACAUAUUUUUCCAGAUUUGGCAGUGGAUGCGUUCGUGUUCCGCUUGUUUUCGGGAGGGAAAAUAUGGCGGCUGCUGUUUCUUUUCCUUUUCUUUUCUUUUUUUUUCGUUUGUAUCCGGAGGGAAGAGGAAAACCACUAAAUUCCGAGUGACGUCAUGUUGAGUCCUCUUGGACUUUUUUUUUGACUCUGGAAACAAACUGUUGUAGGACAAUUUUGCCAAAAAAAGAGAAAAAAACAAAA